AUGGGGCAGGGAGACGGUGGCGUGAUCUACAUGGCGAAGUGGAGGGGGCUCGACGUGGUGGCGAAGAUGCUGCGAUCGGAGGAGGAGGCGGACGGGAACAUCAGCAGGGAGGUCGCAAGGAAUGACCUGCUCAACGAGAUCUGCGUGCUCUCGCACCUCCGGCAUCCCUGCCUGGUCAUGUUCCUCGGCGCCGUGCUGUCGGGAGACAGCAUCCUCAUCCUUAACGAGUACAUGCCGGGCGGCAACCUCGAGGAGUUCUUCCUUAUCCGGCAGAGGGCCCAGGGGUACCCGUGGUGCCCCCCGAUGGAGAAGGUGCUGCAGCUGGGGAUCGAGCUGGGGAGGGCGCUCGGCUUCCUACACAACUGCAACCCCCCAGUCAUCCACAGGGACCUGAAGCCCGCAAACUUGCUCCUGAGCUCGUCGGGCAAGUUGAAGGUCUGCGACUUCGGGCUGAGCAGGGUGAAGAACGGGUUCCGGCACGGCAGGUACAGGAUGACAGGGAAGACAGGAAGCCUGCGGUACAUGGCGCCCGAGGUGUUCCAGCAGGACCCCAGCUAUGACGAGCGGGUAGACAUCUACUCUUUUGCCAUGAUCCUUCACUUCAUCUGCAAUGGCGUCCGCCCCCUCCCCGGCCUGUCCGGGCAGACGGUGGCGCUGCGAGCAGCGAGGGACGGGGCAAGGCCGCCGCUGGACGCCAUCCUCAGUCAGAGAGGGGCCCCGCUGGCCGAGCUGAUCAGGAGGAGCUGGUCGACUGCUCCCUCCGAUCGACCGACGGCUCUUGAGAUGUUGCAGGAGCUGGAG
Guillardia theta CCMP2712 is the source of this 801-nucleotide messenger RNA. RefSeq lists its product as hypothetical. Gene Ontology annotation, molecular function: ATP binding; protein kinase activity. The transcript has a single exon. Lineage: Eukaryota; Cryptophyceae; Pyrenomonadales; Geminigeraceae. The annotation marks the transcript as partial. The record is from RefSeq and is a predicted model, not a curated record. Gene Ontology annotation, biological process: protein phosphorylation.